UUUUCAUUUACACUCUGUGAGAACUAAGAAAGCGAAUUAAGGAAAUAUCGGUACCGUGAAGACCUAACGUUCUUGAAGAUCGUUUGUCUUUAUAUCGGACUCAUUUUCUACCGACAUCGCUUACUUUUUAACUGAGGUAACUAUUUCUAACGUCGUGGGCAUCAAUAUUUCAUCUCAAGCGGUAAACAUAUCGUGGUAAGGAACUCUGAGUUUUCCGGAUUUCUUGGUGCCGUUCUCGAAGUAAAUCUUCGUUUGAUGGAACAUGGAACUGUAAAGCCUUAAUGACAACUGUAAAUGCGUAUAAUUCAUGGAAAAUCUUGUUCAAACGGAUUUAAGAAGAUUGUAUUCAACGAUAUAAAACAUCAAAGGUCGAAAGAGGGGAAUUGAAAGGCUUUCUAUCCGUAGGACGUUGUGAGCCAUUUGGAAAAACGUCAGUUGAAAGAAAUAAAAAUACUUCUAUCAAUUUAAAGCAGACAACAACCACAAAAUUUCUCGAUUAAUUCAAGAUUAGACAUGGACAGUGCACAGGAAGGAAGCAACAUUGUCAUGAAAACACCAAUGCUGGGACAUGAAGCGUCGCCAGUCAAGCUUACAGCGGAGCCUACGAAACCUCAGGAAGAUUUUGGAACUUUUCCGUGCGUAUCCCCUUACGACGAUGAAACAGGAAAACAGAAAGUCCGAUUGUCGGCGCAAGAAAAGCAACGCUGGCGCCGCGCGGCACUAUCCGUAUCCUUCGCCUCGAUGUAUGUUACACUCAUGCUUAGCAUCGCGUCGUUCGUAAGUUCAGGCAUUUCUGAAAGUUCCGCGGCGUUCGCGAUCGCUUUCGACGCUAUGCUCGGGGUUGUAUCAUCUGGAGUGAUUGUUUGGCGUUUUUACCAAGGAGUUAAUGGUGUCUUAGGUCCAGGCAAAGAACGAAAAGCUUGUGUGGUAAUAGCUGCAUGUUUCAUACUUUCUGCGCUGGUGAUGUGCACGCGAGCGGUUGAGUUCCUUGUCAGCGACAUGGAACCGAGAAACACACUCGCUCUUCUUUCGAUCUCCGUGGUCGGGUUUCUGUGUUAUUCUGCCUUUUUCUGGUUGAAAUAUCGUAUCGCUGAUAAGCUGCAGAGCGUUGCUUUGAGGAUCGAUGCAAUAGACUCAGCCUGCGGUGCCGCUAUGGCCCUGGGUUUGAUUGUAAGCACGAUUAUUUACAGCGAAAUGCAUUCAACAUGGUGGUUAGACUCGAUCAUCGCACUUGCAAUCGCUUUCGUCACUUUCUGCUACGGCUGCCUGAUCAUACUCAAAGUGAUCUGGAACAAAGACAGGUUUGGAAUACCCGAGGAAUAUGAACUGUUUUAAGAACGGCCAAAGUUUAUUAUUUUAUCUUUUGAAGCUAUUAUUUUGAUUUUUUUAGUCUAUAAUUUGGAGAGUUUUUUUGAAAGAUGAUUAUAAAUUUUAGCCGGAUGCGAAAAAAAACACACCUGCUCACAAUACUUUUUGUCUCUUUAAGCCUGAAAUAAGUUUUAUUUUACACGAGACUCUGUAUGUAACAAAAUUACGUGUAUGCGAUAUAAAGAGUAGUUGUUCAAAAUCCUAAAACUGCAUGUCUGUUGAUAAAAAAUUACUACAAGGAAACCGUUUUUUUGUCUCGUUCAAAGAAAUAAUUUCAUAACAUGGAAAUGACCAACGGUGUGUUAUUAACUCGACACAUACGAACUCGUUCGCCUGCUGCAAAGCUGUGUUAAAUGUAAAUGAAUUUAUAAGGUUCUCUUCGUACUUGAGACGAGUUAGAGAAUAGGAAAUUAGUUGACUCAUGAGGAAAGACCCAAAGCUGACUGUUCUUUCAUACUCGAUAAUCAGCGACCGCCGGGCUGUCAAUAUUCCGAAUGGGAAAGGUGAUAUCUUUCAACAAGGGUCGAUUAAUUCGCGUGCAAAAGUUGUUGAAUAUUAAUAAUACGAUUGGGAAUUUUUAUCUCGACUCUUGAAUUAAAUCGAUUUGAAGUAUCGCCAAGUUGAUGGUUACAGCGUCUCCCCGAAAAAACAUUUCUGGGAAAAUCGUUCUUGCUCUGUUCGAGGUUGUU
Molecule: messenger RNA, 2057 nt
Organism: Pocillopora verrucosa
Lineage: Eukaryota; Metazoa; Cnidaria; Anthozoa; Scleractinia; Pocilloporidae
Product: transmembrane protein 163a
Cellular component (GO): membrane
Source: RefSeq, a predicted model, not a curated record